AUGGAUAGGUUUGUCACAAGAACGAAUAUUGGGCAACCAAGUUCUAGUUCUACUAAUCCAUCUAUUGCUUCAUCCAUAGCUUCGGAAAUUCAGAGGGACACAUUUCUUUCUGAUCUUGAUUUAGAAUCUCCCAACGCUGAUCCGGGAGAUAGAAAGCCUAUUACAGAAUACAACCCUAAUAUACGUGAUGAAGUUAGAAGACAUUAUAUUCAAAAAAGCCUUGUCAGCCUGCGAAUCAUGACUUUUUCUAAAACUAAGUUUGGGAGGAUAAUGCGUCAGUUUUGUCCUGGUUGGUUUAAGGGUCAACAUUCUAAGUGGUUGGAGUACAGUAUAUCAAAAGAUGCUGUAUAUUGUUUGUGUUGUUAUUUGUUCAAAAAUGAACAUGAAAGUCAUGGAAUUACGAGAGAUGCUUUUACAAAAAAUGGCUUUAAAGCUUGGAACAAGGCUAUUGAAAGAUUUAAAGCUCAUGUUGGUGAAAUAAAUAGCAUCCACAACAAGUGUUUCAAUAGGAUGCUUGAUUUAAUGAAUCAAUCACAAUCAAUUCGCACUUCUUUUGACAAAUAG
Nicotiana attenuata is the source of this 564-nucleotide messenger RNA. RefSeq names its product zinc finger MYM-type protein 5-like. Bases 1 to 564 code for a protein of 187 amino acids. The transcript has a single exon. Lineage: Eukaryota; Viridiplantae; Streptophyta; Magnoliopsida; Solanales; Solanaceae. The record is from RefSeq and is a predicted model, not a curated record.